Messenger RNA from Andrographis paniculata, 1921 nucleotides. Its product is annotated as CDK5RAP3-like protein. The record is from RefSeq and is a predicted model, not a curated record. The transcript has 10 exons. Gene Ontology annotation, cellular component: endomembrane system. Gene Ontology annotation, biological process: regulation of cyclin-dependent protein serine/threonine kinase activity; regulation of mitotic cell cycle. The coding region runs from base 57 to 1751 and encodes 564 amino acids. NCBI's taxonomy places the organism in Eukaryota, Viridiplantae, Streptophyta, Magnoliopsida, Lamiales, Acanthaceae.
GCUCGAAAAAUUGAGACAUAUUGCGCGACAUAAAUUGCAGAGGUUGAUCUUCUUCAAUGACUGCUGCUGAAAUCCAAUUUCUCGGUGGAAAGAAGAUGCAGAAUCAAGAUGAUGUUCGGAACCUGCCGAUCGACAUCGCAUCCGGUCGUCUCGGAGAAUGGCUUGUUGAUCGAAGGAGGAUUCCUAUGGAUUGGAGGAAGCGAAUGGUGGCUGUGAGGUCGAAGAUUUCGUCGUCAUUUACUUCGCUGCCAAAAGACAUUGAUCCGUUUUUCCAAACCCUCGACCCUGAAGGGAUUGGCUACUUGGAAGCCAAAAAGAUACUGGAAAUUCUCUUAAAAUCAACUCCGGAAAGCCGAAACAUUUUUGGUCGGCUUUCAGGUGCUGCUGGUGAUUGGGAGACAAUAGUGCGGGCAUAUGAGAAAGAUCAUAUUUUUCUUGGUGAGGCUGCUCAAAUAAUGACCCAAAAUGUGAUCUAUGAAAUCCCUUAUCUGAAGAAGCAAGUUCAAAAGUGUCAACAGCAGCUUGCUGAAUUAGAUCGGAAAGAAGCUGAUACAAAACGAAAUGCUGCACUUUCAGCUGCAAAGUAUGCAGAGGCAUGCCAGGAGCUAGGGUUGCAGGGUGUCAAUGUCAGGUCAGAGUUGUUAGAAACAGCCACGACAUUACUUCCAGUCACUUUUAGUAGGAUUUUAGAAGUAUUGAAUAGUGACUCAGUUUCAAUGACCAUUGGUUUCUAUUCAAUGUUCGUGAAAGACGUUCAUACAGAGAAAGAUAAAAUUCAUGGUCCUGUGUUGCCAAACUUGAUUUAUGUUCGCCAAAAUCCCCCAUCUAUUACUGUUUCUGCUAGUCCUGAAGUAUUUGCUAUUAGUUCUCAAGAUUGCCCUGAGCCUGUGCCCACAGCAGAGGGUGGAGAAACUACAACCGACAGUAUUGACUGGGAUAUUACUUUGGAGAGCUCUCAGAUUGAUUGGGAUAUUGGUACUGUGGAAACAGAAGAGAAUGGCAAUGGAUUAGGGGGUCCAUUUGAAAUUGUUAAUGCUAGUGAUAUUUCUCUAGAUUCUCCACAUAAAAAUGGCAUUGAGACUCAUAAGAUUACUUGGGAUGUAACUGUUGAGAAUCCACAUGUUACUGAACCUGAUGACACCAGGUUAUCUAGUACGAUCACAGAUUCUGAUUCAACCCAGCAUUAUUAUAAAAAUGAAGAAACAGGAAGUGGCCAUGACAGGAGUCAGCUAUUGGAGACAGAGUACCGAACUAAGAUUCUUGAUGAUUUAUUUGAGGCAAAAGCAUUCCUGAACCAGAGAUUGCUUGAAUUAACAAAUGGUGAAACCUUAUCUCUGCAACAUCAAAUCCAAGCAGUAGCUCCAUUUGUGCUACAGCAAUACACUCCCGAUUCUAUUCAGUCAAUGUUGUCCGACAUCUCUCUGGCUAUUUCAUUACUGACAAAUAGGAAAACCCGAGACUUGAUUUUGCUACUCAACUCCAGAAGAUUUUUGGAUCGUUUGGUGAGUACUUUGGAAGAAAAGAAACAUCAUGAGACCAAGCUGAAGGAAGGGUUAAAGGACCUUUAUAACAAACGACUGGAGUUGCAAAAUUCACUGUCAUCCUCCUGGCCAAAACAAGAAGCAGCCCUUGUGAAAACCAGGGAGUUGAAGAAACUUUGUGAGGAAACACUUUCUAAAUUGUUUGAUGGUCGGCCUGUCCAUAUUAUUGGAGAGAUUAAUUCAUUGUUGAGUAGUGGCUUAGGUGCAUAAGUUAUUGCACUGGUCAUCAUAGGUGACAACAACAAAAAUGGUUUACACUGCAUAAAACUUGUUCCUGCUACCAUUGCCAUUGGACAGUUCUUGCAGUGUUGAACAAUAACUGCACAGUACUGCAUAUGUAAAAUUCAGUGAUUGUGUUUCAAAGAUUAAAAUGUCUCUAA